AGAGUGGGGUUCCUCAAAAGCCCAACUAGGAGGAGAGUACGAUUUAACACAUGCAUGCACAUCCUUAACAACUGGCUGCUGAUGUUUUUUUCCGGACAGGCGAUCUUAUUUUGUUAGUAUAAGUAUUGUAUGUAUCUUAACUUUUUCUUCCCAUUUUUUUAAAUUGCAGUUCUUCAGAACUAAAGGAAAAAUGGCGUUCUUUCCUUCAAAGGUACAUCAAGCUAGCCAAAGAGAAGGACCAGCCAAAAAGCAUUCCUCUCAGAAUCUUCACUGAGGACAUCAAGAACUGUGCCUCUUCUAUAACUGUAACAGUAACAAAUUCAGACACAGCAAAUGACAUUAUCAACAUGUCACUACCAAUGCUAGGAAUAACUGGCUCAGAGAAAGACCACCAGCUGUGGGUGAGUUCUGGCAAGGAAUCAGCCCCACACCCGCUCAUUGGACAUGAACAUCCCUAUGGAAUUAAAAUGAGCCAUCUUCCAUCUACUACACUGCUGCCACAGACACCGGAGGACUCCAACUCUCCUUCCACCCUCCAGGAGUCCCUCCUUCUGAAGCAGGGCAUCGCAGAGAUGCAAGGCCAGUUCAUCCUGAAGCCCAGGCACCUGACCCAAAACCAGCAAGGGAGAGACUCAGACCAGAAUACAGUUAAAAGGCAUUCUUUCAGAAACUGGGCCUUUUGGCAGAGCACCAGCCCUUGCCAGGACAACCAGUGCACAGCGCCACCUUCUGCAAAGCCAGGACAGCUCUUCGGAGUUUCCCUCACGGAUGUGUGUGACAAGGACAACUGGCCCUCUGCAAUUCUGGAUAUGCUUUGCUUUAUCAAUCAAAAAGGGCCACUCACAGAAGGCAUCUUCAGAAAAUCAGCCAAUAUGAAAUCAUGCAGAGUCCUAAAGGAGAAACUAAAUUCUGGGGACAAAGUGAACUUGGACAGUGAAUCUGUUCUUGUGGUAGCAUCUGUCUUAAAGGAUUUUCUUCGAAAUAUCCAAGGAAGUAUAUUUUUAUCUGAUCUCUAUGACAAAUGGCUUGGUGUUAUUGAUCAAGGGAACGAGGAGGAGAAAAUAAUUGCGGCCCAGAGGCUUUUAGCCCAGCUGCCAAGAGCGAAUUUUGUUCUCUUGCGAUACCUUUUUGGAGUGUUACACAACAUUGAGCAACAUUCCUCAUCCAAUCAGAUGACAACUUAUAAUUUAUCAGUGUGUAUAGCCCCAAGCAUUCUUUGUCCACCUAAUUCCUGCAGCUUGGAAUUGGAAACAACGUCAUAAGAAAGGUUUCUCUUGUACAAUUUCUUAUUGAAAAUUGCCUCAGAAUAUUUGGAGAAGACAUCACUUCCCUCUUGGGAGAGAGCUCAAUGAGUUGUGAUAACAGUGAGAAGGCUGCAG
Molecule: messenger RNA, 1379 nt
Organism: Ailuropoda melanoleuca (giant panda)
Lineage: Eukaryota; Metazoa; Chordata; Mammalia; Carnivora; Ursidae
Product: rho GTPase-activating protein 20
Exons: 10
Coding region: 348-1262 (304 amino acids)
Biological process (GO): regulation of Rho protein signal transduction; signal transduction
Molecular function (GO): GTPase activator activity
Source: RefSeq, a predicted model, not a curated record